AUGUACGACGAAAAAGUAGAUAUUUUAAAUCAGUAUCAAUUUAUUUCUGAUAAACUUCGAAAAAAAAAAAUAUUAAAAAAACCUAACGUAGCUGAAGCUUCUCAACAAUUUGAAAAUUUAGGAAAAUUUUGUGAAAGAGAAGAUUUGCCUGAAUAUGCUGGGUUAAAUUAUGAAUCUGCUGCUAAAUGUCAAAAUUCUCUUGGAAACCAUUCGGAAGAAGCUUUUCUCUAUUUAAAAUCUAGCAAACAAUUCAUGACGAGCUAUUUAAAACAAAAAAAUAAUCAAUUAGUAUUAAAUAAUUCUUAUUUAAAUCAUAGUUUAAUUUCUUACAAAAAUUGUUUGGAAAGAUUGGAACAGAAUAACGAAUGCAGUAAUUUGGUAAACAACAUGAUAAUGGGGGGAAUAACAUUAAAAAUGGGUCAUGAUUUACAAGAGAAAAUUGAAGCUGUGGAAGAAAGUUGUCAUGAAUACAAAAAAGCUGUUCAAUUAUUUUCUAAUUCUCCUGUGGAGAAAAUUCAAUGUCUCAACAAGCUUGUAUCUUCCAAAAUUAAUUCAGGUGAUUUUAGUGAAGCAUUAAAAUUAGUUGAAGAUAUAAUAAGCAUAGCUCAAACGAUUCCAGCAAACAGUUUUAAGGAAAAUUGUUUGUGUGAAGCGGAAAUCACGAGAAUUUUUUUACUUUUAAUUUUACAACCAACUCCUCAGCAAAUAUCUCCUGCUGCAGCUUCAGCUUUAGAAAAAUAUGCAUGGUUAGAAACAUCCAGUACUAAUGAAAUAAUUGAUCUUCAAACCACUUUAAAAAAUUAUAAUUUAACCAUGAUAAGCGAAGAUUUAUUUUUAAAUCUUCAAUCGUUAGUUAUGGCAUGUCAAUACGGAGAAGAGGAAGUAGUUAAAGGUAUUGAAAUCGAUUUGACGCCUUACUUAAAUUUUGAACAAAAAAUGCUUUUGUCAAUAUUAGUUAAAAGAUAUGGAAAUAAAAAUUAA
This is a messenger RNA of Pediculus humanus corporis (human body louse), 981 nucleotides long. RefSeq lists its product as uncharacterized. Gene Ontology annotation, molecular function: protein binding. NCBI's taxonomy places the organism in Eukaryota, Metazoa, Arthropoda, Insecta, Psocodea, Pediculidae. Gene Ontology annotation, cellular component: early endosome. Bases 1 to 981 code for a protein of 326 amino acids. The record is from RefSeq and is a predicted model, not a curated record. Gene Ontology annotation, biological process: vesicle cytoskeletal trafficking. The transcript is spliced from 5 exons.